ACAGACAUCACAACAGGACAGAGAAAGCAGCCAUGUAGGCUUAUAGUAGAGCGAGGGACCAGACACAAACACAAUGUUCUAUACUCUGGAAACUGUUCUGAUUCCUGAUCUCUAUCAAAUAAAAAAGGAAUUUGAUCUCAUUGAUAUAAUAGAAUGGUAUAGUCGACUUCUACUAGAACAUGUAACAAAACCUCGUCAUCUACGUGGACUUCCCCUGUCACUGUUUGUGUUAAAAGAUAUGUAUGGUAUGAAGAAACGGCUGAGAGAAUCACGAAUUCCUGAGAUUAUAGAUAUCAUUUCCUGUUUAUGUGAUGUAGCUUGCUUUGUUCAUCUAAAUAUUGAAAUGGAAGGUGUACAGUUUUGUAAACCUCAACAACAGAAAAAAUCGUCGUUCGAAGGAACAUUUCUCCAUGGUCAGAACAAGAAUAAAUCGAACCUACUGAAAUUGAUGAACAAACACGCUGAUCUUUUCCCAAAACUUCUGUGUACCAAAGUGAAAUUUGGAGGUGUACGGAGAGACUUGGGCUUAUGCGAGAGAAGUAUACGUAAUUUCGAAAAAAGUGAAGAGCCCGGAUUAAACGUAAACAAAGUAGUAGAAGAAAGAUUUCUAGCCAAAAAAUUACAAAACUUGAAAUCAAAAGACAGCAAAGAACUGAAGAAAAUGGAGAAAGUCAUGUCGGAGUUUGAAGAGUUAGGAGGAGAAAUAAUGAAGCUCGCUAACAUUAUACAGGAACAGAUUCUAAGAAGAACGAAGGACCAAAUGAACAGUAUCCAUAACAACUUAAAAACUAUAUUGUGUACCUGCAAAUUAGACAACAAAUACGAGAUAGUAGACAACACACUCAGUUCGUAUUGGAAGGGAGAUAUAUCAGAACACAUCUACAAAUAUUACAGCGAUAUAUACAAGUUUCCUGUCAUAGAAUCUACGACGACUUUUACAAAUUGGGGAUACUUGUUUCAUCUUCAACCCACCAUAUUACAUCGUAAACCCAGAAGUGACGAUGAAAUUGAAAUUAUAUUCCUGAACUCUAGCUAUGGACGGAUUUUCUCUUCCUCUAACUGUAAACACCUAGUAUCUUCAAGUUACAAAGUACAUGAACAUGGAGUAAUUAAAGAGAAGCAAGAUGUCAGUGUUAAAUGUAAACUAUGGCUUCUAGCUAAGACAGUUGGCUUUGGAUGGUACAGGAAAUAUUAUAUAGGAAAGAAGAGAUGGGGAAUAUUUACUAACCCAGAGUCAUUAGAUUUGACUUCUUAGUCUCAGGGGAAUAAAGUUUAUGUAUAACUGUCA
Messenger RNA from Mytilus trossulus (common blue mussel), 1288 nucleotides. RefSeq lists its product as uncharacterized. Lineage: Eukaryota; Metazoa; Mollusca; Bivalvia; Mytilida; Mytilidae. The record is from RefSeq and is a predicted model, not a curated record. The transcript is spliced from 10 exons. Bases 74 to 1255 code for a protein of 393 amino acids.